AUGCAACGCGCACGUGGCGGGACGGUGGCAGCUGCUCAGGCUGAGCCAACGCAUGGCUCAGGUCAGGCCUUUCUGAUGGAGCCACUGCUUUCUCCUUUUGCAGACACGAGCCACCAGACCCGCGCCGUCUCCAGCCGCCCCUACUACAGUUUGCCCAACAGCAGCCAUGAGAGACGCUCGGUCCUCGCUAUCACGGAGCCGCCGCGGUUCCACUCCCAAGCCAAAGGCAAGAACGUGCGUCUGGACGCUCACUCCCGCAAGGCCACGCGGAGAAACAGUUUCUGCAACGGGGUCACCUUCACCAACCGGCCCAUCCACCUCUACGAGAAAGUCAGGCUGAAGCUGGUGGCUGUGCACCACGGCUGGAGCGGGGCGCUACGCUUCGGCUUCACCAUUCACGACCCAUCACAGAUGAGUUCUGACGAGAUACCAAAGUAUGCCUGUCCAGACCUAGUGACCCGACCUGGAUACUGGGCAAAAGCUUUGCCAGAGAGGUUUGCUGUGAGAGACAAUAUCUUGGCCUUCUGGGUUGACCGUCACGGGAGAGUUUUCUACAGUAUUAAUGAUGAGGAGCCGAUAUUGUUUCACUGUGGUAUUAAAGUUUCUGGUCCUCUCUGGGCGCUCAUAGACGUCUAUGGAAUUACCCAUGAAGUGCAAAUACUAGAUAGCAUGUUUGCAGAGACCAUGACCACUGCCCGUCUCAGCACUGCCCGUCUCAGCACUUGCCUUCCACAGAGCAACCACGAUUCAGCCAACUUCAACAACAAUGAACUGGAGAAUAACCAAGUGGUGGCCAAAAUUGCAAACCUAAACCUGAGUCGGGUACCAGGGCUCGUGACAGACAACCACAUCAUCCCCUGUUGCCCCAACCGACGGCAGCGUGCGCAGGGGGUCCCAGCCUUCCUGGACACAGACCUGCGAUUCCACCCCACCCGUGGGCCCGACAUCACCUUUUCUCAGGACCGAAUGGUUGCAUGCACCAACUGGCAGGAGAGCAAUAGGACUUUGGUGUUUUCCGACCGGCCUUUGCACAUCGGUGAAAGCCUGUUUGUGGAAGUAGGACAUCUUGGGUUGCCAUACUACGGGGCUCUUUCUUUUGGCAUCACUUCUUGUGAUCCGAGUACUUUACGGACGAACGAGCUGCCAGCAGACCCAGACUUUCUGCUGGACCGCAAGGAGUACUGGGUGGUGUACCGAGCCUUCCCCGUCCUCAGCAGCGGUGACAUUCUCAGUUUCAUGGUCUUGCCGAACGGAGAGGUGCACCACGGGGUGAACGGAGCCAGCCGAGGGAUGCUGAUGUGUGUGGACACCUCGCAAUCUCUCUGGGUGUUUUUUACAAUCCAUGGUGUAAUCAACCAGCUCAAAAUAUUGGGCACUGUGCAGUCCAGCCCAGUGACUGUCUCUCCCUCAGGAUCCCCUGGUGGCUCGCAGUAUGACAGUGACUCGGACAUGGCCUUCAGCGUCAACAGGUCAUCGUCUGCUUCAGAGUCAUCGCUUGUGACUGCUCCCAGCUCCCCCCUGAGCCCCCCUAUCUCUCCUGUUUUCCCCCCUCCGGAGCCAUCAAGCAGCAAGAACGGGGAAUGCACCGUCUGCUUUGACAGCGAGGUGGACACGGUGAUCUACACCUGCGGACACAUGUGCCUCUGCAACACCUGUGGUCUUAAGCUGAAGAAGCAGCUCAACGCCUGCUGCCCGAUCUGCCGUCGGGCCAUCAAAGAUGUUAUUAAAAUAUAUCGCCCCUAG
This is a messenger RNA of Indicator indicator, 1743 nucleotides long. It is a transcript of the gene NEURL1B, whose product is annotated as neuralized E3 ubiquitin protein ligase 1B. The transcript is spliced from 4 exons. Gene Ontology annotation, cellular component: early endosome. The record is from RefSeq and is a predicted model, not a curated record. NCBI's taxonomy places the organism in Eukaryota, Metazoa, Chordata, Aves, Piciformes, Indicatoridae. Gene Ontology annotation, molecular function: ubiquitin protein ligase activity. The coding region runs from base 1 to 1743 and encodes 580 amino acids. Gene Ontology annotation, biological process: ubiquitin-dependent endocytosis.